ACCUCAGUGUUUUCAUCAGACAGGAAAGAGGAGGUUACUUUUGUUUCAAUCCUGCUCGAAAAGUAAAAAAAAAAAAAAAAAGGGGGGGUUGUUUAUUUAUUUAUUUAUUUACUUGUAUUGCAGUAUGUCAUGUGCCUUGGGCUGCAUCUGGAGUUCUGGGAGAUGAAAAUGUUUUCAUUCUAACAUCAAGCUGUCAGAUAGUUGGUUGCUUUAGUCUCAGCAAACAAGGCAUGAGGAGUUGAUUUUACUCAUUAAAUAUAGAUUCAUCUGGUGAUGUGGAAAAAGGGAGAUAGAAUUUCACACUGAGCAGCCAUGCCCCUGACGUUGAGUUUAUCCCCGGCCGCUGUGUGUCAAUGCUUCACUCUGGUGUCCCUUUGCACCUCCAUUGCCGACCCGAACUGGAUCCAAGUGCAGAACAGAACAGACCCGAACCAGCUCAUUUACGGCGUGGCCUUUACAGUACAUGCUGCACAGAACCUCUCUAACACCGCACCUUUGGGUGGGAUGCACGGACUGGGCAUGGCUUUGCUCUACCUGCUCGCUGCUCUGUGCUACAGCGCCGUUCUGCUCUCCAGCUCCUCCUUCUUGGUGGAUUUCAUCGGGAUCAGGUUCACUCGCCCCAGGCUGGUCAUGUCACUUCACAUCACCACAGCUGUGAUGUGCGUGGCGAUCCUGGCCGUGAGUGGGACGUGUCUGUGGGUGAUCCAGCAGAACGUGCAGAAAGGAAGAGUGAGCUGGGUUUGGCGCACUCCCUCGGCUCCACCCAGCGGACUGAGCACCUCGCCUGGAGAGAGCUUUUACAUCGAGAUACUGGCUCUCGUUUUCUCCUUCAUGGCCGUCGUCCUUAGCCGUCACGGUCUUCCUGAGUCCGUUGCGAGUCCGGCGCAUUUCUACCCAGUGGAGUCUGAGGACAGAGAGAGGGAGUGUCUCAUCAGUGAGCCGGGACCUGACGGAGACGAGUGGGGUGACUGAGUAGACUUCACAUAUCGGAUAACAGCACUGUGCAGUGCUAACGACUGAAUAUGCCCAAAAGUUACUUGGCAGUUGAUGAAAAUAUGUGCACUGUUAUGUUUUUAAUUAUGAUUCUUAUUGUUUUUAACAAGGAAUAACCAGAAUUUUUAUACACUUUAACGAUGCCCCUUUUGACUAGAACUAGAAAAAUCUAAAAACGGACUAAAGAGAUAAGCAAACGGUACAGUAAGACCUCUGAUUUUAAUCUGUUUAUGCUGGAAUGUGUCGGGCUUUUCAGAAGCAGUAAACCAUGACGGCACGGGCGUGCUGUUAUUGGAAAAUAAUCAAUGACGCAAUGCCAUUGUUACCCCAGAGGUGAUUUUUUUGUUUUUCUAUAACAGCUUGUCCUGAUGUGCUUUAUUCUUCUUAUACCAGAGCAAUUAGAAUUGCGCAUCAUACUUUUUAUCCAUUUUUAGCUACAUUUAAUACUAUGGAACAGAAACAAAUUAUUUCUCUUUUUAUUUUCAUUAUAAUAGAUAUAAUCUCUCUAUCUAUCUCAGGUAAUAAGACAAAAACAUUAACUUUUUUCAUGUUGCUGGUAAACCACAAACCAUAAAGUCCUCUGUGCUGCGGACUCUCAACAGCGCAGCGCUUUAAAUUAUGUUUGACCUUUUACAAAGCACUGACACUUCUAUAAAUGUUUAAAUAAAAUUCGUCUUAAAAGCUA
Molecule: messenger RNA, 1678 nt
Organism: Neoarius graeffei (lesser salmon catfish)
Lineage: Eukaryota; Metazoa; Chordata; Actinopteri; Siluriformes; Ariidae
Product: transmembrane protein 127
Exons: 4
Coding region: 313-972 (219 amino acids)
Source: RefSeq, a predicted model, not a curated record